CGCAUUGUAUCAGUUUUCCCGUAGCGCUGUCGUAGGUUAGGUGGUUUAUUUUAUUGUGGUUUUAGUGUAGUAUCUGAGCAAGAAAAAAUUUUGGUGUAUAAGCUUUAUUUUAUUGCUUCAAUAUUUUACGAUUGUUACUGUCCUGUUAUCCAUGCGACAAAUUUCCUAACUAGUGAACUAAUUGAAAAUUACAAAUCAAUACGACAACGGAGCGAAUCGGAAGGUAGCAAGUGUUGACGUGCGAAAGAAGGCGAUGAAAAUUAGUUCAAUGUUGUGAAGCCUUGAGUGGAUUACAUAAAUUUGUUUCACCCCCGUGGGGGGCAAAAGAUCAGGAAGAAGAACGUGUGAAAGUGGAAAGUCCAGUUCGAGUGUUUUCAGCUAUGUGAUGAAAAGUGCACAUGGAAAGAAAAUUAGUUUCUAUCUAUAAAUAACCUCUACUGAAGUUCAAUCCAGGAGUUAGAGUAGCCCGGAAGGAGGAGCAUUAUCAACAAUCAAUCUAAUAAGCGCGCUGCCAGACGCAAUGGACAUUGCAGCGUUUGCCUCGACAAUGGCCAGCAAGGCUGUGGCAAGGGAUCGGUUUAGCCAGCCGAACGAUUUGGCCAGCGGGGAAACGUCCGGUUCCGUUAAUGGAGCCACCGCGGCGGAUGCACGGGCUAACAAGCUGAAAUCGUUUAUGGGCAAAACGCCGAGCGCUAUAAAAUCCAAAUUUCUUUCUGUACUCGGUAACAGCACCGAGAUUAUCAAUGGCAUAUCGAAUAAGAUAGAUGCAGCGCUUAGCUUAUCGUCCUCCGAAGACACAGAAACGACGGAACACCGCAAUCAAGCGAAAGUGGACAAUAUGCUACGACAGAAGUACGGAGCAUCGAACUGGAAACAUCCAGAUGAGCACACGAGUCAGGAAGUAGAUUUCGAGCUUCGCAGAGCGAAAGAAAGGAGAGCACACGAAGAGGUGCUUUCUGGGCGUUAUAGGAAUCCAGCCUUCAGCCAUCUAAAUCAUCCUACAGCAAUUCCGAACGGUAGUACCCAACCUCUGCCAACCGGUGAACAACUCUCGUCAAACAGUAUUAGCACUGAAUUUAGUCAUAGCAAUUAUAGUAAUAACUCGUAUUCGAUUGACUCGAAAUCACCUCAACCUCAGUUCGAUGGGGAAAGCGACUUAGCAGUCGAAGUGGCCUCGAAAUCCGCGCCAGCAGUGGAAGCAGUUCCGUCCGGCAAGGACCCCGUUAAAGAAACUAAAAUUGGUUUACCCAGCAGUGCCUCCACCAGUGACAAUGAGUCCUGUGUACUUAGUGCCACCCUGGAAUCGUCCGAGCUGAAGAUGUGGAUACGGUCAGAAUCGGAAAACUCCGUACCAUCGUGGGCUUCAUCGAUUAGCCUCGAUAGUCAAUCCGAGGAGGCCAUUUUGGAUUUUAUGAAACGCUUCGUGAAGAUACUUUUCCGUGAAAGUUCCUCCAUUACGCUAGAACUGAAAUCGGACUUUGGGCAGUAUGCCAGAACGGAAACUGGUCGGCUUUGGUUCUCCCGCUUGGUUAACGCACAAAGGGCCAAAUCAAAGCGAGUGGAUGAAUCGACUUUCUACUCACUGAUCCAGUAUUUCGCGAUUGUCCUGUUCGAGUGUGCCGAAAGUGAAGAUUUUUCUCCGGCCAAAACGCUCAUGAACAUGUGCUUCACUUUCUAUCAUGACAUUGAUGUUCCUGGUUGUGAACCGUACCGUGAAUACUUGUACACCUAUCUGAGAGAUCAACCUAUCUGGCAUUCGCUGCGCUUUUGGAAUGCAGCAUUCUUCGAUUCGCUGCAAACUGAGAGGAAGCAUCAGCCGGUGCCACCCACAAAAAGCACACCCACUGUCAUUAUGUCUCAAUCUAACCAACAGCUGAAAUUCGACGAGGCUAACAGUAGCAAUAAUAAACUUGGAGUGCCCGAGAGCGAGCAUAAUGAGCGAUCCUCGUCUACCAGUGCUUGCGAUCGAACCGAUCCUCUCGAUUUGCGGGAGGACAAGAAGUAUCAUCAGAAUCUCAGUUUCGGUCAGUUGGGAAGCUUUACGUGCAACAUGCAUGCCUUUGGUCUCAGUCGGGAACUAUGCUACGACUUUCUUAUGAAACAAUGUAUAAUAGCUAACUUGAAUGUCGAGCAACAAAAGUUACUCAAGGAUAAUGUCGACCGGAUGUAUCGUGAAACGGACCCAUGGCGUGAGAACUAGGAACAACUGGUGGACGAACUUGUUACCACUCAAUCAAGUAGCUGUUUUUAAAAGUAUUUCAAAUUGUAUAUUUCCAACUACCGCUGCAGAAAGCAAACAAAAAAAGUUUUUCUUCUACAUCUACACAAACACGUAAAACAACCAAAUAGAAAUUAGAACGCGGCAUUAAACGGUGAGAAUGUACAGUAAAAGAAGCAUAAUUGAUUAUCGUAGUGCAGAGAUACAAAAAGUUUGUGAUAUAUUUUGUGAUUUUUAGCCGAGAAGUGUCUGUUUAUAUUAUUAAGUUUUUGUUUUUUGAUGCAGAAGUGCAACUUAAAGGUUUGCUGGUUUUCUACCAUACAUUCGGCCACAAUCGUUAAUCGAAACUAGAAACAAAGAUGCAACUAUAGAUCGAUAAGUAUUUUUACACAUUCCGAACUAGAUAAUAUGAUAUGAAGAAACAUACAAAAUUCAACCGAACGUUUAUACGUUUUCGAAGUGAUCGCACUGUUAUAGGUAUCGUACAGUAUAAGUGAGAGAGAUGGUUUGAUAUGAUAAGACAAUAAAGAAGGGAUGAGGUUGGUAAUGUUAGCAAUACUAAAUCGUCGCCGGAACCAUUCCGCUGCGAUACGCACUUAAUAUGCUUCUUUUGAAAAAAACUAACUAGAGUAAUAGUAGGGUGUCGGACGAAGGGCGUGAAAGGCAUUUUCUAACAAGGUUCAGGGAAAGGACAACAAAGAAAUGAAAGGAUCAAGUUCGGUGAUACUAGCUGAUGAUUUAUACGCAACCGGAAAAGUCGUACCGAGAAUACGCAUUGUUAAAUUUUACAAAUUUGUUACCAAUCCAGAGUGAAAUUAUGAAAUAGAUAAGAGAAAUACAGUAUAUCGAUUUGACCAACUAAAUUGCUCAACUGGUUUUCGCUUCCAUGGUGGGAUUUGAAUCCUCUAGGUAAGAUUUAUUUCCAAUGUUGAUUUCAGUAACCAUCGGUUUGUUACCAAUUGCGUUUCAGCAUUUCAUAUUUCAUAAAACUAGAAAUGGGCGAGCGCUCACGAGUCGCUCAUUUUAGCCGGUUCGUCAGAACGAGCGUACGAUUCACGGUUCUCAACAUAUGAACCAUGCUUCAAAAAAGAUCCGGGUUAAAAAAACCGUUUUUCAAGAGUCUCGGCUCAAAAAGAGCUGUGCUGUGCGAAUCGUUAUAGUAUCGGGUCCAUAAACUACACGAAUUUUUUCGGCCGCCUUCGUAGCAGUUUUACCUCGCAUAUAUUGACAAUAUACGACAUUUCUUUUUCCCCAACCCAAUAUAUUCGAUGGCGAUGAAUAACUACAAUUUUAUUGGAGAAUAUGGAAUAUUCUGUUCAAUCGAUUGCGAAGAUUCUGUGAAUAUAUCAUACCAAGAACAUAUGUCACUUUUGUUGAAAAAUAAUCCUCUUAAACUAUGAACUCCGACGUUUCACGUGAUUCGUUUUCUUUGUUUUUUUGCCAUUGGUAGAUAAAAAGCUAAAAGAAGAAGCAGCUUUGUAAGUGUAAUUAUGAUAAUUGCGCAACUCGGAUAGGCCCCUGUUUAUUCCAAAAAGUUUUUUAUUUCUUAGACAUGUGUUUUUUUUUAUCCUCAAAAUGUCUACCGGACGGCGUGAUAGUAAAUCUGAAAGCGAGAGAAGUAGUGACAACGAAAUAGUGCGAAGCUUCAUUUGCAUAUAGUUCCUCAAUAUCCGAUUCGGAUCUUGAGGAAUUAUAAGCAAGUGAAGAGCUGGACAAUAUGUUAGAAGUACUUAUUAUAGACGACAUGAAGAUAUAAAAGUUUUUAAUAUUAACUUUA
Molecule: messenger RNA, 3995 nt
Organism: Toxorhynchites rutilus septentrionalis
Lineage: Eukaryota; Metazoa; Arthropoda; Insecta; Diptera; Culicidae
Exons: 9
Coding region: 521-2200 (559 amino acids)
Source: RefSeq, a predicted model, not a curated record